UCUAUCUUCUUUAUUCGUCAUUCAAAGGACAUAAUGUACUUCUUGAAAGUUAAUUAGUUUUUUAUUGGUUUACAAAGUUGAGUUAAGGGCCUCUCAUAAACCGGUAUCCGUGAGUUUUAAAACUCGUGGCUUUCCUUAGUUAAAAAUACAGAGAACCAUGAAGUGUUUGGGAAUUUGCAUCACCUUGAGCGUCAUAGCCCUAUCCACAGCAACCAUCUUGGAUUACCAUCCACUCUCUGAAGAGAGAAUCGCCCAAAUCAACGAAAAAGCAAAGACAUGGAAGGCUGGCAAGAACUUCGAAAUUGAAGACUGGGAAACCGUCAAGAGGAUGGCCAAUGGUGUCCGCCCCGAUGCACUGCUCAGGAGGAGGCAUUAUUCAGCUCCCCAUGACAUCAGUGAGGAGAUUCCUGACACUUUCGAUGCCCGUGAGCAAUGGCCUAACUGUAUUUCAAUUCCAACUGUUUGGGAUCAGUCCGACUGUGGAUCUUGUUGGGCAAUCGCAACCGCAGCGGCUAUGUCCGACCGGGUCUGCAUCCAAUCCAACCAAACCAAACAAACUUUCGUCUCUGCCGAAGAUCUCAACAGUUGCUGCGUCGUAUGCAGCGACGGUGGCGACGGCUGUGGAGGCGGCUAUCCCGAGGAAGCUUGGGCCUACUGGCAAACACACGGUAUCGUAACCGGAGGGCUAUACCAAGGCAACCAAGGUUGCAAAGACUACACCCUGGCACCCUGCGAGCACCACGUCAACUACACCACCAGACCCCAAUGCGCCGAUCUUAACUACGUCACGCCGAACUGCUCGAGAACUUGCUCGGAGGAGAGCGGCUUGAACUACACCGAAUCGAAGACUUAUGGUCAAACGCCUAUUUUCUUGGCAGAGGAAUUGCAGAUUCAAUUGGAAAUUUUAAAAAAUGGACCUGUCCAAACUAGUUUCUUUGUUAUGGAUGAUUUUCCCAACUACCAGUCUGGUGUUUAUGAAGCUACUAGCAUUAACUGGAUUGGAAACCACGCGAUGAAGAUCUUAGGUUGGGGUGUGGAAAAUGGUACCAAGUACUGGUUGAUCGCCAACACCUGGAACACCGAUUGGGGUCUAGACGGUUACAUCAAAUACAUCCGUGGAACCGACCAUUUGUAUAUUGAAAGUAGUGUAGUUGCUGCCUUACCCAAAGCGUAGAUUUAUAUGUAAAUAACUAAUAAAUUAUUAUGAAUAAGCAAAA
This is a messenger RNA of Sitophilus oryzae (rice weevil), 1217 nucleotides long. Its product is annotated as cathepsin B-like. NCBI's taxonomy places the organism in Eukaryota, Metazoa, Arthropoda, Insecta, Coleoptera, Curculionidae. Gene Ontology annotation, biological process: regulation of catalytic activity. Gene Ontology annotation, cellular component: lysosome. Bases 158 to 1174 code for a protein of 338 amino acids. Gene Ontology annotation, molecular function: cysteine-type endopeptidase activity. The transcript is spliced from 4 exons. The record is from RefSeq and is a predicted model, not a curated record.